This is a messenger RNA of Suhomyces tanzawaensis NRRL Y-17324, 1407 nucleotides long. RefSeq names its product alpha-tubulin (gene TUB1). The transcript has 2 exons. NCBI's taxonomy places the organism in Eukaryota, Fungi, Ascomycota, Pichiomycetes, Serinales, Debaryomycetaceae. The coding region runs from base 1 to 1347 and encodes 448 amino acids. Gene Ontology annotation, cellular component: cytoplasm; microtubule; spindle. The record is from RefSeq and is a predicted model, not a curated record. Gene Ontology annotation, biological process: nuclear migration by microtubule mediated pushing forces; microtubule cytoskeleton organization; nuclear division. Gene Ontology annotation, molecular function: GTP binding; structural constituent of cytoskeleton.
AUGAGAGAAGUUAUCAGUAUUAAUGUCGGUCAAGCCGGUUGUCAAAUUGGUAACGCGUGCUGGGAGUUAUACUCGCAAGAGCACGGUAUCAGACCCGACGGGUACCUCCAAGACGGCUUGGACAGACCAAAGGGUGGAGAAGAAGGAUUCUCCACCUUCUUCAGCGAGACUGGUUCUGGUAAAUACGUGCCAAGAGCCUUGUACGUGGAUUUGGAGCCUAACGUGAUUGAUGAAGUCCGUACUGGUGCCUACAAGGACUUGUUCCACCCAGAACAAUUAAUUGCUGGUAAGGAAGAUGCCGCCAACAACUAUGCCAGAGGUCACUACACCGUCGGUAGAGAGAUCUUGGACGAUGUCUUGGACAGAGUCAGAAGAAUGGCCGACCAGUGUGACGGUUUACAAGGUUUCUUAUUCACCCACUCCUUGGGUGGUGGUACCGGUUCCGGUUUAGGUUCCUUGUUAUUGGAACAAUUGUCCAUCGACUACGGUAAGAAGACCAAGUUGGAAUUCGCCGUCUACCCAGCCCCACAAGUUUCCACCUCGGUUGUGGAACCUUACAAUACCGUGUUAACCACUCACACCACCUUGGAACACGCUGACUGUACCUUCAUGGUUGAUAACGAAGCUAUUUACGAUAUGUGUCGCCGUAACUUGGACAUCGCCAGACCAAACUUCGACUCCUUGAACAGUUUGAUCGCACAAGUUGUUUCCUCUGUCACUGCUUCCUUAAGAUUCGAUGGUUCUUUGAACGUCGAUUUAAAUGAAUUCCAAACUAACUUGGUCCCAUACCCAAGAAUCCAUUUCCCAUUGGUUUCUUAUGCUCCAGUUUUCUCCAAGGCCAGAGCCAACCACGAAGCUAACUCCGUUGCUGAAAUCACCGCCUCCUGUUUCGAGCCAGGUAACCAAAUGGUCAAGUGUGACCCAAGAGUUGGUAAGUACAUGGCCACUUGUUUGUUAUACCGUGGUGAUGUUGUUACCAGAGAUGUUCAGAACUCUGUCGCCCACGUCAAGGCCAAGAAGACCGUUCAACUUGUUGACUGGUGUCCUACUGGUUUCAAGAUCGGUAUCUGCUACCAACCACCUACUGCUAUCCAAGGUUCUGAGUUGGCGUCCGCCAAGAGAGCCGUGUGUAUGUUGUCCAACACAACCGCCAUCGCUGAAGCCUGGAGAAGAAUCGACAGAAAGUUCGACUUGAUGUACUCCAAGAGAGCCUUCGUCCACUGGUACGUCGGAGAAGGUAUGGAAGAGGGUGAGUUUACUGAAGCCAGAGAAGACUUGGCCGCUUUGGAGAGAGAUUACAUUGAGGUUGGUACCGACUCUUUCCCUGAAGAAGAAGAAGAAUAUUAGUUUGUGUAGCUCGUUUAUAGUUCGUUAAUACCCUUUGUUAAUUAGUUGAAAUUAGUAAGC